Numida meleagris (helmeted guineafowl) is the source of this 16810-nucleotide messenger RNA. RefSeq names its product tet methylcytosine dioxygenase 1 (gene TET1). Gene Ontology annotation, cellular component: nucleus. Gene Ontology annotation, molecular function: DNA binding; DNA 5-methylcytosine dioxygenase activity; zinc ion binding. NCBI's taxonomy places the organism in Eukaryota, Metazoa, Chordata, Aves, Galliformes, Numididae. The coding region runs from base 475 to 7209 and encodes 2244 amino acids. The record is from RefSeq and is a predicted model, not a curated record. The transcript has 13 exons. Gene Ontology annotation, biological process: positive regulation of transcription by RNA polymerase II; oxidative demethylation.
AGGGCUCGGUGCGGCGAGCGCCCCGCCGAGCCGCCCCCUCCCCGCUCCCUCCCGGAGGGUCCGGCCAGGGGCGACGCCGAGAGCACGUUUCGCGGCCCGGCGCCACCGAGGCUCCGUCUGCCGCGCUGGGCUCGCCGCGCUAUGGGGACAGGCAGCGAGGCGUGAGCAUGACCCGCGCCGAGCCCAGCCCAGCCAUGCCCGCGUCGCCCCUUCCUGUUAGCCGCGUGUUGUACUGAACAAUCAGUAGAUGCAGAGAAUGGAGCAAGAUUGAAAAGUGGGCUGACUUGAGUACAGCUGGGAAGAAAAUCCAGAUGAUGUGACACAGUUCCAAGAGGGCUGAAAAAAGAUUUGAGUUGACUCUGUAUCGCUACAGAGAGCCGCAAUGGGAGUGUGCAGUUUUCUGUUGAAAAAUUCUCUCAAGAGCUCAUGAUUUUUUUCCAUCUCUUCUCUUAACAUUUCUACUAUUCCGCAGACAUGGCUCACCACGCAAGGCCUUCCAGAUUAGCAAAAAAGGAAGAGAUAGGCAAAAGGAAAACUAACCAGGGUAAAAAGAAAUCUAGCCAAGUGAGAAAGAAAACCACAAAGACUUCCACAAAAGCUGUUAGUUCUGGAAAAGGCAAAAAGCCGGCACAAGAAAAGGAUGUUAAGAAAAAGCAGCAAGAAAAGAAACCAAUCAUGAGCUCUUCAGGUAGAUUUCUCAGGAGCAGUGUCACCAGAACCUUGUCUGGAACACCUUGGGUGAGUCUGGAGAAAACUGACAAUAUCCUCUUUCAUAGCCAGGAAGCUUUCAACAUCAAUGGUUUUACAAUGUCUCUUCGUAACCGGUCAUUCUCCCGUAGAUUUUCCCAAGCUCCAACAAUUGCAAAACCCAGAAAAGCUGCAGCACAAAAAAAGCUAGAAACAAAGGAAAAACACGAACAAGCUCUGGCAGUGGUAGAAGAAAAAAGUGUUGAAGCGGCCGAAAAAGUGUUGGAACAGAAUUUAGCAGAAGAUGAAUUAGCUCCUCUGCCUGUAGAGGAUAUUCCAUGCAGGAUAGACGAAGAGCCUGCUGCCACGUGUGCUGGUCAGGAAAAGGAGGGAGAAGUAUCUGAAGUGAAGAACUUGGUUCCGAGCACCCAAGUAACUGAUGACAAUACAACAGUGUCAGAGGUGGAGUAUGAGCAUGAAGACCUGCCCUGUGAGCCAACACUCACUGAUCUCAAUGUGAGUAGUGCAGCUGAAGCAUUUGUUGAAGAUGCUGCAUUGGUGCUUCCAUCUUCUGAUUCCAUAACCACCUCUGAAUCAAACUCAAAGGUGUGCAUAGAGACUCCCUUCGACCUGGUGCCUAACAGUAAAGAACCUGACUCUGGUUCUAUUGAUACCUCAGACCCCAGUUCAGCCGUGCUGUUAGAAGAGCUGGUCCCACUUGCUGAAUCCCACAUUGAAACAGAGUCGGACCUGGUGCUAGUUAGUGAAGAGCACAACUUGAAUUCUGCACCCACAGUUACCUCUGAGUUAAAUUCACAAGAAUGUUUAGAAAAUUUGUGCUCAUUUGCAGACUCCUGCUUAAAAGCAGAUGGGGAUUUGGAGUCUGAGAAUGAAGACCUUAGUUCACAUUCCCACUCUGAAGCUGCCACUGGAUCAAAUUCACUUGUACAUUUUGAAAGUGUAAGCUCACUUGUGGAAUCCCACGUGAAACUCCUGGAUUUUGUGCCCAUUCACAAAGAGCUUGACUCAUACUCAGAUUUGAGCUGUACAAUAGAGAAUACAGAACCAGACUCAAAACAUAUAUUUACAGUAAGUGAACCAGUUUCCGAUACCUCUUUAACAAAUAUUGAAGUGGAGGAUAUUGAACAACUUGUUAAAUGUAUUGAUGCAGAGACGUUAAUUUUGAAUUCAGGUUAUGUCCCCGCUUUAUCAUCAGAUGUAGAAAAAAGCGCAGCCGAUAAAAUCUCCUGUGAAAGCUCCAGAAAAUUCUCUGAAGGUUUUGUUUCAGAGUUGCCUUCAAGCACGGAAAUCUCUGUUCUUGACUUAGAAAAAGCCAUAAAUGCAGAUUUGCCAGCUGACUCGAGACUGCAGCAGAAUGAUUAUUCAUCACAGCUGGGAAGUGUUGGAAUAAGCUUGAAUUUGGUUCAGGACAACGUGAGCGACAGCACUGAAGCAGUUGAGGCCUCAGGGCCAUCCUCUCUUACAAAUCCGGCUGUUGGUAACCCUCUUGCAUAUCCAUCUCUGCUCCCUGUGUUUGAGAAAAAGAAACGAAGGCGUUGUGGAGUCUGUGAGCCCUGUCUGCGGAAAACAAAUUGUGAAGAAUGCAGCUGUUGCAGGAAACGCAAAACCAGUCACCGGAUAUGUAAAAAGAGAAAAUGUGAAGAACUGAAAAAGCCACCGCCACCAAUCACACUACCUCUUGAGGUUCUAACUGAAAACAAAAGACCUCAGAGGAGGAAGCAAAGAGUUUUUAAGGCAAAUUUAGAAAACAAACCAGUAAAUGGCCGCAGACCAGAACUCAUGGAAUGCAGUAUAUGCGGUCAUGGUGAAAAAUACAGGGUGAAAACAAACCAAACACAAUCCUUUGAAAAUGCACAGUCUAAGGAGAAAGAAAGAAUGACAGGCUUAGAAGCAGAGAAGUGGACACAUAACGAGAAGCCAUCUUUUGGUGUCCAUGUCAAUGGAGAUACCCAUGGAACUGUGACAGGCCACGAACACUUGAAAAAUGCAGAAGAAAGCGAAAGAGCGGUCUCUCCCAGUCAAUUAGCUGAGCCAAAAAAAUCAUUUGCACAGACCAUCAAAAAUGGCAUAAAAACCCUGCAUUACUCAUCACCAGAAGCAGUUGCUUCACUGAAAAAGGCAUCUGUACAGGAAAGGACGGAUUUGACAAGCAACUCCCAUGCCCAGUGGAUGAAGGCUACCAAUCUGAAUGACAUAGUCAGCUCUCUGACAGGUAGUGUUAGCUGUGUUCACCCAAACAACCAAGGAAAUCUUUUCAUGAAUGAGGAAAACUGUACUUGCAGCGUCUUUCAGGAUUCUGAUAAGUCAGUAGUGCAAACCAGUUCUGUUUUGGAUCUGCAAGAAAGCUCAUGUUGUCCUCCAUUGGUUAAAGAGGAAGCGCAUGGAGAGGAUGGCUUCAAAGUACCUAACACAGAGAUGCAGCAUGAGAAUCCUUCACUCCAGCCAACUUUCUUGUCCCUGAUUAAAAACAGAAACCUAACUGUAGAGCAGGUUGUAGCUAUUGAAGCUUUAACACAGUUAUCUGAAGUCCCUUUAGAAACAACUUCCCCAGCGAAAGCUGAAAAUACUGAAUGUAUAGAAGAAACAACUUCCAACUUGCUCCAUAGUUAUAAAAGGGAUAUUUCAUCCUCCUUUACGUCUUCUACAUUAAAAGAAAUCAAAGACACUUAUUUACAGAAAGAACAACAGCUCUUCACUCACUGUGCUCACUCACAAAAGCAGCUCCCAAAUAAGGCAGUGUUGUACAAUGGCCAAAGUUCAGUUACUGAGUUGUGUGAUAAACCUGCCAAUCUAGCUAGCGAGAUGUAUAAAUUGCAGUUAUCUUCGAGAGAUACCAAAACUUUAUCUGAGUUAAGUUCUAAUGCAAAAUCAUUUUCAGGACUUAAUACCAAGAAAAACUAUGAUCCACUCACCUUUUCACAGUAUUGCAAUGUCCAACAUGCAAGUAACAACUUGGAUACUCUUGGCCAGUUAGAUCAAAAGCCAACCUGUAAUGAUUUGAGCUUGGAAUCUAAUUCUUUGAUUAAAGAAGGAGGAAUUCACAGCCAGGAUGAAGAGGAUGUAGCUACACAACUAACUCAACUUGCAGCAUUAAUUGAAUCAAACCGGACAAAUCCAGAGCAGAAGAAUGACAUAAAGACAUCACUGCUUAACCUAAUAUCCCAUGAGAGGCAGGCAAAACAUAACCAAGAUCUGUUGCAGAGAAAAGAAUCUGUAUUUUUUAGGCAUAAUUGCAGUUCCUUACUGUUAAAGCAAAAACAAUCAACAAAUAAAAAAGGAAAUGCUGUACCAUGGAAACCAAGACAUAAAAAAAAGCCUCAAGAAGCACGUUAUCAACAAAUUAAUCAAAACCAACUAGAGUUGUUGUCGUGCCAGCAUAGUGAGCUACAGGACAUUUGGAUAUCAUCAAAACUGCACAAGCUUGGUCAAACCAUGCCACAGGACUCCAGAAUAGCUCUGUCUGAAAAAAAAUCUCCAAGAACCAAAGUACAGAAAGCACUGAAUCAAAAUGCGCUAACAUUACAGGAAAAACCUAGGUUAUUUCUUCCUCAAACGCAGAUAAAAUUCCAUAGAUUAUCUGAGGUACCACAGGAGAAAAAAAAAGACAGGUUGUUUGGCUAUGAAGUGGUGAACGAGCAAAUCAAAACUACAGGCUCCAGUGACCCACCAGGCAUCAUUCCCCUGAAAAAUGACAUUGCUGCAUGUAACCAAUAUAGUGAUCUUCUCUCUCAUAAACCUCUGUCAGUUUCAGAGUUGAAAACGGCAUCCUUGUUACCCAGACCAAGUGAAAACACACAGAUGUUUACAGAAAAAUGUAAUUCUCAGGUACAGCAAGCAGUGAACAUUGGUCAGACACAUCCUUUGCCUCAAACUUUUAGUCAGUCUAACCUGAGAGCUAGCGACACACGCAGUGAAGAUAAAGUCUAUGUCCAGCAGGGUGCUGUUGAUGGACAGGUAGAUCUGAAGUCGCAGAUGCUGCCUGUUUCCUGCAGUGCAGGUCAGGUGCCAGGCACUGUGGAAACUCUCAGGAACAUGGAGUGUGCAGGUGAAGUUACCAUUCUAACGUCAAGAAGUUUGGGUACUGACCAUCCACGGAGCACAGGUGACUCAGGGUGUUCUCCAGCAAAAAACACACUCAGCAGUUUUCUCGAAUCACCUAUGAAGUUUCUUGAUACUCCUACAAAAAAUUUAAUAGAUACACCUACAAAAAAAGGACAGUCUGAGUUGCCAACUUGUGACUGUGUUGAGCAAAUUAUUGAGAAAGAUGAAGGCCCGUAUUACACACACCUCGGGACAGGACCAAGUGUUGCUGCUGUGAGAGAAAUAAUGGAGAACAGGUAUGGAGCAAAAGGAAGCGCUGUGAGAAUAGAGGUAGUCGUUUAUACAGGAAAGGAAGGAAAAAGCUCUCAGGGGUGUCCGAUUGCCAAGUGGGUGAUACGAAGAAGUAGUGAUGAGGAGAAGUUGCUAUGCUUGGUACGUCAGCGUGCGGGACACCACUGUCAGACUGCCGUCAUAGUGAUUCUCAUACUGGCAUGGGAAGGGAUCCCUCAUCUCCUGGCUGAUACGCUGUACAAAGAGCUGACGCAGAGCCUCCGAAAAUACGGCUGUCCCACGAGCCGCAGAUGCGCGCUGAAUGAAGACCGUACAUGUGCAUGUCAAGGACUUGACCCAGAAACGUGUGGAGCAUCAUUCUCAUUUGGCUGUUCAUGGAGUAUGUAUUUCAAUGGAUGUAAAUUCGCCAGAAGCAAAAACCCCAGGAAAUUCAGGCUUCUCACUGAUGACCCUAAACAAGAGGAACUUCUUGAACAUAAUUUGCAAACUUUAGCUACUGAUGUGGCUCCGGUUUAUAAAAAGCUUGCUCCUGAAGCUUUCCAGAACCAGGUGGAAAACGAACACAUGGGCCCAGACUGUCGGCUGGGAUCCAAGGACGGUAGGCCUUUCUCUGGUGUCACAGCUUGCAUAGAUUUUUGUGCCCAUGCUCAUAAGGACACACAUAACAUGCACAAUGGAAGCACUGUGGUCUGUACGUUAACAAAGGAAGACAACCGGAGAGUCGGGGUGAUUCCAAGUGAUGAACAGCUCCAUGUGUUACCUCUCUACAAAAUUUCACAAACAGAUGAAUUUGGCACCGAAGAGGGAUUGGAAGCUAAGAUAAAAGCCGGAGCCAUACAGGUGCUCACAGCAUUUCCCAGAGAAGUACGGAUGUUGGCCGAGCCUCUUAGAGCUACAAAGAAAAGGAAACCUGACACAAGGAGGACCCCAAGUGAAAAGCAGCCAUUAAUAGAUAAAAAAUAUUCGACACCAAUAAAGCUGAAAACUGAAGCGCCAGAAAAUCUCAGCAACACUUUGCAUUGCUUAGGGAACAAAGCAGAUGCUUUAAAACCUGGGAUAAAAAUGGAGACUUCUGAUCACCUCUGUGCCAUGAAACAUACUUCAAACACUACUAAAAAUUGCUCCUUACUAAAACAGUAUACGGCUUCCUCCCCUUUUAAAGUGGAUAGUUUACAUCCUUAUUCAUCGUUAGCACAUAAGCCUGGCAUAACAGCAGUGACUAAUAUUCAACAAGAUUUUUCAGUUCCCUACGGGUAUUUUGAAUGCAGCAGUAAGCAACCUCACGUGACACCUUACAUUAAUUGUAAGAACUUUGAUGUGUCUGUCAAAGAUUAUACUGGAAUUUUGCUGAAUGAUAAGAUUAAUGGUGUGCCGCCAAUUCUUCCAGAGGUCACUGCUCCAGGCCCCCCAGCCCAUAAAGAUCCCCUGCCCAGUAUACUUGAACAUCAGCCAGACAAGCAGAAUUGUCAGCCUCAGUCAGACAGUUCUCCUUCUUCACAGAUGAUCAGCUCUUGCGAUUUGUCAGUACCGUUAAGCUCUCCAGCAAAGGACGCAGUUGGAAAAGAAGCCGACUGUUCCCACGGGUGCCCGGUGGAAAAGGGUAGCUCCCAUCGAGAACAGAUGUGUGAUUUUGACUGCAUUGACGAAAAGCAAAACAGUGCACUGGGACAACCAACUGAUUCUGAAGAAAAAGCUGAGGAACUGUGGUCAGACAGCGAGCACAAUUUUUUGGAUGACGACAUUGGCGGCGUAGCUGUGGCACCUUCUCAUGGUUCUAUCCUAAUCGAAUGUGCGAGACGCGAACUCCACGCUACCACACCUAUUAAAAAACCCAACCGCAAUCAUCCCACGCGGAUCUCCUUAGUUUUCUACCAACACAAAAAUUUAAAUGAGCCGAAACAUGGUUUAGCCAUGUGGGAAGCAAAGAUGGCUGAGAGGGCGAAAGAAAAAGAAAAAGAAGCAGAAAGAUUAGGAACAGAGAAUACUGAGCUGAACUCUAGCAACAGGAAAACAAAGCAAACAAGUGAAAACAGAGAGAUUUUUUAUGAAGACAAUGAGUUCAACCAAAUUCCAUCACGCAGAGCAUUAACAGUAACUAAAGAUAACGUAAUAACAGUAUCUUCUUAUGCCCUCACGCGAGUUGCAGGGCCUUACAACCAUUGGGCAUAGGCUUCAGUAUCAAAUGCCUCCUCUUGGUGCAGCAUUACGCAGUGUUUCUUUAAGGUGCUGUUAAAGAACAAGUCUUGUGUCGUUUACUAUUUGCUCAUCUCAACCAUUUUAAGGCUGAGGUAAAAAAAAUAAAAAGGGGGGGGAUUUCUUAAACUGUGACUUUAACAUUUGGUGGUGCUCAAGCACAUUUUAAGCAAAAAAAAAAAAGUUGUAUAGUUUUAAUACAUUCUAAAAAAGAUUUUGUUUAGGUUAUUAACCUUGAUUGAAAUCAUUCAGUUUAUUACCUUUAGGAAUUUAUAUUUUGGUGCUUUAAAUCAAGUCUGUUUACUACAAAAAUCAUUUAUAGGGAUUUUAACAGGUUCACAUUUUAUGGUGUUAAAUCAAGUUAUACGGUAAUAGCUCUACACAGCUCUUGGUGCUUAACCACAUCAAACAGUUAAAAUAAAUAAGCUGAAUUAUUACUUCAUGGUGCCAUUGCUUUAACAACUUCCAACCAUUGCUACGUAGUCCAAAUUACCAAGAAACCUUUUAGAAAACCAAUGAUUCUUUUUCUCUAGAUUUGCCCUUCUAUAUGAAAUGAAGUUAUUGGCAAUGAUGGCUGGAAGUUGUUUUUAAGCUGUAAAUAUAUAUUUUAAAAGCACUUUCUAUUUUUAAAAUUAACUUGAAAUAGUAUAGUAUAAGGAUCAUAUUGUCUAAGGUUUGUGCAUACUCUACAGAAGAAAUCAUUUUAUUCUUGCUGUGUAGAGUUCCAUAUUGUUACAGCUGCAGUAUGUAUGCUAAUAGAUGUGAUUGUUUUUAGACUUGCCCUUUUUUGUGGAAGAUUUUAUUACAUGUAAACAACUUAUAAAAUACAGAAACAUUUUAUUAUUUGAAAGAGAGUGUGCAAACAUGAAAUUAGGAGACAUUGAUGCGUGUGUUGCUAUUGAGGAGUUAUGAUUUUUGUUUUUUUUUAAAGGCAGCAUUUGUUACGAUUUCUUUGAGCAAUAAGUGCAUAAGUCUCAUUCAUUUGGAACAUUAUAAGUUAACGUGACAACCAAAUGUUCCUAAGACCUCAGGGGUAGAAUUGUUUUGGGAUAAAAAAAAUACCCCCUAGAGUUGCCUUAUUCUAUUCUGAAAAAAUAUAUAUAUUAAUUUGAGGAAAAUAUAAAGGAAGUGUUGAAAAAGAAUAACAUUUCUAAUAUUGAACAGCAAAUUUUUCAUUGAGAAAACCCAUCUGUAAUGUUCACCAGCUAAGUUCAGGUUUUUUACAAAGAUGUUUUGUAAAUUUUUAAGUGAUUUAUACAUUUUGAGUAGAAAAGGUUGUAUUCUUCCUUCCGAGCAUAUGAAUUUUAUUUUCCGGUUCUCUUGGAAAAGUGUCAUAUCAUGAAAUGAGUAUUUGCCAAACCGGAGAGAAAACAGGCACUCCAUUGCUUUUAAAUGCUGUAGCAUCCCACUCUUCUUUCUGAUUCUCCUCUCCUAUGUAUUUCCUUUUAAAACUUAUUUAUUUAAACAAAUUACCAAAUGACCAUGUUAGCUAAGGACUGACCUCAUCCUGCAACUUCCUCCAUGAGAACAGUUCCACGUAGCCGUACCUGCCAGUCCGAGCCAGGAGCACUGCUCAAGCCAGGCCUCCUCUCCUGACUGAGAGCCGCAGGAUCAGGCCCCAGAGACGAAGCUGUACAUUAAGUCUGCCUCAGAGUUCUCCCGGCUGGGUUACCCACGGGCAUAACGAGGUUAGAGUUCUCCAGUGUGAAAAUAUACUAAUAAUAUACUUGAUAUUAUUAUACUGUAGUGGUGCUGUAACAGAGGAACAUGAAUUUUCUAGGUCUGCUUUAUUUAAAAUCUAGACAAGGUGCUUUUCCUUGAAAAGUUGAACUGUAAAUGCAACGUUUACAGUUUUGGUACGAAAAGUACAUCAAUGGUAUUUUUAACAUAUAGUGCCAGUUAGGACCUUGGUGCUACAAAUACUUAAAUACAGCCGUAGAUCAUUGAGUCUGUUCUCCUGUAUAAAUGUAUACACACGUAGUGCUUGCAGGAGCAAGGUCUGAAGUAGCGAUCACUAUAUAAUGACCUGAGGUUCAAUCGCACAGAUUCCUGUCAAAGUUAACAAAAAUGUUGAUGGCAGAAGAUGGCUGAAUUGAACCCAUUCUUUGUAUCUUACCUAUUUUAAGUAAAAUUUGUAAAAACCGGGUAUGCUGCAAAUCUUAGUUCAAAGCUUAAUAUUAGUUCAAAUAGAGGAUAUGAAGGGAUUGUAAAUAAUAAUAAAACAAAAACAAUAUUACCAUUGUUUUGUACCAGCAGUUUUAUGCUUCUUGACUACAUAAUAUACAGUAUACGUCAAAUCAUUAUGGUAUUUUGUGUGCCUUAGAUUUCCAUUCUGAAACUCAUAUAUUUUUGGUGAGCCUAAGACUAGUAAGAACUCCAGCUGUCCAUACAGUAAGUAGUCCUGUACGUUCUGUAGCUAUUCCAUUCACGUAUUUGCUAUCUGAAAACCCUCGUCCUAGACAAUGAGCAAUCGUGUACAGGAAAUACUAGUUGAUUGGUUUCACUGGUAGUGCUGACAGCUUUAGUUUGUGUAAUACAAAUUGAAAAUACCAUUCAGCACUCCUAUAUGAAUAACAACUUUUCUACACAGACGGUGUUCUAGAGCCAUCUAUUUACGUUUAGAAAUGUUCCGAUCAUUAAAGUGGAUCAGUUUCACUUGAAUCGCCCCCUAUAAAUGUCCAGGUUUAACUUAUGUAUUAUUAGAAACUUCAAGAUGAAAAUGUUCCAUUUAAAAACCAGCAGCUUCCCUCAAAGAAGUGAGAAAGUGAAAGGUAGAUCUGAAAGGAUACCUCCAAACAUAGCUCGUGGCAAGUCACUGCUCAAGUGACAGCACCAGUAGAAUUUUAGCAAGUCCAGGUCUACCUUAUUUAAAAUGGCAGUUUUGAGAGAAAAGUAUAUCUUAACACAAUAGUAAUGCUAUUAACUGAUAGGUGCUAAAACUCAGAGUUACUACUUCUUAAGAUUACUUAUAUGAGAAAUAUAUAUCAUCUGUACAAUAGGUGCUCUUUCCUUGAUUGUCUAUAAUGUAACUACUUUCUCAGUGUGUAUCUAACAGGCAGGUUAGCUAGCCACUUCUGUUUCCUGCUGUGGCACAUAGCAGGUUGUGAUUUAAGAAGUUAGUAUUUUCUAUUGCUGUACUGCGGUGUGAGAAAUACAACCAUUUACUGUUUUUACAACUGUGUGCUAUUUAUUGUAACAUUUCAGAAUAUUUAUCAGCCUUGUAUACAAAUUAUGGUUUUUUUUAGUAAGGUUAUCGUUUUUAUAACAGUAUUUGUCUGUUAAGAUUUGUAAAUCUGUGGGUGUAUUGCUUUCCUUCACAGCCCACGUUGCCACUUGUAAUUUGCUCUUACCCCUUAACAAAGUCCUUCCAGGAUGGCCAGAUCAGAAACUGGAUCCAAAGUUAACAUAUAUGGCUAGGGCAGGCCCACAGAUUGUACUCAGUUUCUAACCGCUGGCAUUGUUCCUGGUGAAAAAAGAACAAAAUGGGUUCAGGUACGGGCUGCUGGUGGGAUGUGGUUGCCUUUGGAUCCUUUUUCACCACUCUCUAGCAACAACUGUUGAGACCCAACAUUGGACACCUUUGAUUUUCUGGGAGAGAUGUCUCUCGUCCCUUUCCCUACUGGGUCCAGCACCACUGCUCCGCCUUCACUGUGAAGGAGAGGAGAGUAGCGCUUCCUGCAGGAGCCAGUGCUGUGCGGGACACCGAGUCCCUCCUGGGUUACUGCAGUCAUGCCCAACUAAAUACUGAAUUUUACCCAUAGAGGUUCUUUGUAUUACUGUUUGUAACAUGCUAUCUUGCAUUACAGAAAACAUCUACAAAUAUUCUAGUCACAAGAUCCAGAAAGCUUCCUAAGAACUUACAAAUAUUAGUGACUUUCUGGCUGUAACAGUUGUAUGCAGUUUUAGGGUUUUUUUUGCAAGGACUUUCUAAGCUAACUCUUUUACUUAAGAAUAACUGCUGUUAAAAGUCCUUAUCUUACCUAUGGCAGUACUUCUCUAUACUUAGAGCAGGAAAUAACUGUAGUAUCUUAAGUAACAUUUUAUGGUAAGCAUGGGUAAAUUACAACUUUGUUAGUACUAAAGAUUAUUUGUAACAUACAACUGUUUGGUUUUUUUUUUUUUUUUUAAAGACCUUUAUAAUAUCAUUGCAGUAUUACGCUAAAUUUGGUGGGUUAAAUUUGGGUCUUGUUUGGGUCAUUGCUGCAGCCCUGUUGACUGCAAUGUGGUCAUUUAUCAAGCUUUCCUGCAAUUUUCAUAUUUAACUGGAUGGACAAAGUCUGUGCCAACUCAGACCCUUGCAACACUUCCACCAGGAAUAGCUCUUGCAAGGAUGGACGCAGAGAGAUUUGGAAUCAAUAUACUUCUGGUUAAAUGCAGAGGUUAUGUUGUUUGUAGCACCAGAAGUAAUUCCUGGUCUGUAGAGACAUAAUACCUUCACCUUGAGUUUCACGCAAGCGAGCAGAUCUCAUUCAGACCUAUUUCAGGCUUAUGUUCUUGAUAGCUCUUUAGACUUUUCUUAUUUGAUAGAUUAUUCAAUGACAAAUUUUAAUUGAAACAUGCUUAAUAAAACUGCAUCUGCAUGAUUUAAGACUUAUGGUUCGAUCUUCCUCUUUAAUUUCCUAUGAAAUUUCUCUCUUUGAAAUCAGCUGUCUUUGAAAUCAGCUCUCUUUGAAAUCAGCUCAUUUUAUCAAGCAGUCAUCGGCUUUAUAAUCUUUUCUUGUAACUAUAUAUAUGAUUAUUCUCUUCUACUUUCUUCUCCCCCCCCCCCCAACUGAAAUACUCUAACUUAGGCUAACAAGAAGAAAUAACCACACCCUCACAUAUACAAAAAAUGAAAUUGCAUGUCUGCUUCUCACUGGCUAUAUGUAACAGCAGCUGUGUUCAUGCAGUGUUAAGUUAACUCUCUUUCAGGUCCAUUGUGGUCAUUAAAAUUCAAAGUAAGGUCUUCAUGACACAUCUUCCAUAAAAUUGUUGGUGUUUUAUUUCUCAUGUGUGAAGAAUGUCUGCCCAAUUGGGCCGUGUGAUUACCUAUCUUAAGGAACUUAGAGAUAAGGAACAGUCCAAUCACAUGCAGAAAUACUGUCUGGCUUUCUUAAUUUUUUUAGGUGAUCUGACUUUCAUGACAAAGUGAGAAGGAAUAUCCUACUGUAAAACUAAACUGCAGAGAAAGUUUGCAUCGACUGUUGUGACACCAUGGUACUGCACUGCAAUCUUUGCACUGCAGCAUUGUUUCUAACCAGUAAAAGGAGGUGUCACCAUGUCCCACAGCUGUGGAUGCAUGAACACAUUCAUCCACCUACAUAGUUCUUCUCAGGACAGUAAUCGUUGCUUUGUUCUCUGCCUGAGUAUACUGGUUUGUUUAAGGAACAAUAAAAGAAAGCAGAAAACAGCGAGGAGGAGGGAGGGUUGGUCAGUGUGUGUAGACAGUCAUAGGCAAAUACAUAGAGGGUACAGUACUUCUGAAAUAGCCUUCUCUGUUCACAUGGUGUGGUUGCUAGGGUACUUCUUUACAUUGACACUUAUUUUGGUAGCUCUAAUUUUAAAUACAAAAGCUUUUUAAAGUCCAUGAUACAUUUAUGUCCUUCUUUAGCAUGAAAUAAAGAGGCUACUUAGUGGAACAGUACACAAACUGGCUUUGGUAUCUUCUGCCGUUAUCUGAUCCUUAGUCAGCUUUCCCAAGUUGUCUCAAUGGUGCUUCAGUAUGUUGCUGCAGAAUGUAGAGAUUUAUAUUUGAGGUUUUCUCAGAGACCAGGAAUUUCUAAUAGUAAUGUCUACUCAGGCGCCAGUAUACACAGAGGUCACUUUUUCUUCUGAAGUAUUUGAAAAUUGAUUUAAUGUCUAUUUUAUCAUUGACCUAUUAAAACACUUCCAGUCAUGUCCAAAAAAGUGAGGUAAAUUUUUCUCUUAACGUUUUAUAUGCUUGCUCGCUAAAUUAAGACAGUUCUCAUCGUAAUGCUGUGUUAUCUCCCUGAGAAACACUUAAUGUGCCUAGUGUUGAUGGGUAGGCACUGCUUUCUGCCCUAUACACACAGCACCGAGUACUACAGGCAGCUUUUUUCAUCCCAUGGUCUCUUUAUGGAUCACCUGCUGUGGUGAGCUGUCGGCCCUAGAUGAUGUUAUAACCAGCUGCCGAGUGCUGUAAGUGCUUCCAGCUGCUCCAGAAGUCCUUCCUAUCACUCAGCAGAUUGCUUCAGUACUCUGCAGCAGGAGUGCAGAUGUCAGCAUGCUCGUGUAUACUCCCCCACCUGCCACUGCUUUGUAUGUUAAUCAUCCAGCCUUCAUCUCAGGAAUAUCAUAAGAAUUUAUUAUCCUUGUGACUGUUCCAAACUCUGUUUUCUUCAUUCACCUUUUAUUCUGCAUAAGGCAGUUCUACUUUUUAAAUUCAUGUUCUGUCAUAGAGAAUCCAGAAUAUUGCAGUUGGACACUUUUUCAUUCCAAGAAAGAAGGACAUUGCAGAAUCUUUCACACAUCAGUGUUUUCUUGCUUUUUACGUAUUUUUCCAGUUAACUCCAGAUCUCUUGCUGUAGCUGUUACUCUGUUGUUAUGUGUGCAUGUAGCUAAACAAAAGUCCCUUUGCUCACAGCCCUCACUCUCCAGAGUGGAAGAUUUUUCCCCCUGUUGCUAGCACCCUGUGGAGUGAGCCCUUUUUUCUUCCAGAUUACAUUACCAGCUCUGCCCAAACCCUCACACAAGGUUCAACAGACCCUGCACAAUCACAAGAGGAGUAUUUCUUCACAUCUUGCAGCUAUAUUCUUGUGCAGGGAUUAGUUAUCAUCCUUCUGAGAAAGCCUAGUAUUUUGCAAGUUACUUGCCUUAACUGCCAGGACUGCUUGGAAAAAAAGAGUGGAACAAUGGAUUUUUUUGGGUACUUCCUCUGUAGCAGCAAGGGGAACUGAUUGAGCUUGAGCAGAGAAUAAUUACAUAGUAACUGCCUUUUAUAAAAGGGUUGUAGAGGUGUUGCCAUUGUCUUUCUGAGACUCAAAGGCUUUAGGAUUCUUUUUCCACCCCAGUUCCCCAGUUCAUCCCACCGUUGUUUAUGCUGCUUCACCACGUACUCCUAACUUCAGCUUGUAAAGAUGUAAGAUGCUUCUUGAUGCUCUUUCCUGAAUUCUUCUAAAACAGCAUCUUUUCUCUUUUCUACUGGACCAUUAUAUAUGUCAUUUUUCAUGGACAGUUAUAUGAAAAUGCUAGAAUCUUCCAACAGUGUACUUGCAGGGAAUGCAAGAUUGGGGUGCUAAAUAACUUACAUGAAGGUGACUUGCUCUGUUUGGUGUGACAGUGCUGUUUUUAAUGUUUUGCACACCCUACCAGCUUUCCUCAUAAAAUGAGAGGACUCAGGCUGCAGACCUGAAAAAAAUACACCUGUAAGUUUGGUCAGAUUUGUGAGCUAACGAACAGAGAGUUACCAGUUUCAGCAGAUGAACUGAAUUCCAAAGAAGUGCUGCAGCGGUGCGAGGGAACAGCGUGUUGAAUGUUCAGUACUGCAAUUGUUGUCGCAGAACAUUUUAAUGCUGUUGUGGAAAGUUCUGUGAUCUUAUCAGUAUUUUACAUGUAGGUCUGUAUUUUUAUUGCGCUGUAAUGGAAAAGGGUCUAGGGUCUGGGAAUCUUUUAAAAUUAAGAAUAAAGGCCCUGAUUCUCAUUUAUACUGCUGUCCUUUGCACCACUUUAAAAGGACAGAAAGGCUGUAAAUGGAUGCCCAUUGAGCUUACAUCCUUCCGAGUACCCCAUUAUACAAAUCAUGGUUUGAAAGGUCGUUAGUAUAAACUGAAACUGUUACCAAGGGACUGAUGUGUACAACCACCAGAAAUCGAUGUCACGAUAGCCCAACCAAAUGCAGGUUGAAAAGAAACUUCCCCGGCCUGUUUUGUAACGAAUACUUAAAAAUUUGCUUAUAUUGGCUGUCCUUUUCCCAACCUUGUCUACAAAGAGAAUGUGGUAGAAGAUUUGUACCUCAAAAUAACGAUCUGGCCAGAAAUCUCACAGAAUUGUCAGCAAGACUAUUUCUGAGCUGAGGUAGUUUUUCUUAAAAUGCUUCCUUGCUUUUACUGUUAUUUGAACUUUUUACACAAUUACAUAAAAUGGGGUUUUGAGAAUGUACUGCACUCCAUUCCUUUCUGACUUAGUCCCCAGCAGGGUGUGCGGUGCUGUGUGAUGUUGCCACACUGGGGUAAGUUUUUGAGAGACAAAGCUAAAAGCCAACAUUCUGUGAGUGCCCUCAACACAGCACUGAAACUGCUGGCACUGCCCUGUAUGCUUGUGCCAUGCAGAGCUUCCCUUGCUGCCAGAGUAUCCCCCAUCCCCCAUGACAUUGCAGUUAUGAAAUGUUUCUCUUUCAAAAAGAUUUGAGGAAAAAAACUUAUAUUUUAAUUUCUAAAGUGCAGUGAUAUUGCAGAGCCUAACGAAAAUAGAUUCCGUGCUAACUUUGUGGAUGCCAGACUGUAAUCCAUGCAACACAAGAGGCGGUGUCUGAACAUCACAAAUCUCUUGUCCUGCAUACUAAAAACAACUGCAGGCAAGAAGAGCAAAUAUGAUAUCCCAACACCACUGAAAGAAAGCCAAUUCUAACCGAUACAAACAGUUACACAUUUUGAACUUCAACUAUUAAUCAUUCUAAGAUAAUUUAUUUGGUUUAGAAGAGACAGCUCUUCAUAAUGUGACAGUAUCAUACCAGGUCAUAAAUGUUGUUCAAAAUCUGCUACCAUAUGACCAUUAAUUUUUAAGGACACACUGUACUAAAAUGCUAUGGCUAAUUAAUUCUUUCCUGAUUUAAAAAACUAAAAGAUGAACAGUAUGCCAAAAAAAAGUCAGUGUUUUCUGUCUUUCCUUCUUUCCUUCUUCCUAUCUCUUUCCUUGUUUUUCUUUCUCUCUUUCCUUGGGAUGCAUUUGAGGUUUUGGAUUAUUUCAUUUAACAGCCUACUGUAUUUAGAUCUGAAAUGUAACUUUUAUAAAGCAAAAGAUGAUGUACAGGGAGAAAAAAAUCAGAAAGAAAAAGCACUUCAUUAUGUCACCGUAUCUACAGGAAAAAGUGUAAAAAUUACUUCUUUUCUCAAAAAAUAUCUGGGGCCUGAUUCUUUCCUAGUAUAACUGAGCAUAGCUUCAUGAGAGUGGUGGAGCUCUGACGAGUUACACUAGCUGAGAAACUGAACCUUACAAUCUUCUUUGCAGACAAGGGAACCCUUACCAGCAGUACUUGAAGACUUGUGAGUUGUGACUGCAUGUUACUUGAAAGAUCUAAUUAAGCUAUGUUUUUUGGUGCAAGCAGUUGUUGUACAUGAUUUCAUGUUUAUGUAGCAAGAUGCAUUGAAAUGUUGAUACUAGUAUUGAAACAUACAUGUAAAAAUUGUUGUUGUGGAAAUUGUCUGUUCUGUUCUAUUUUUCUUGUGUGUCUCAUCUGUUUAGAACGUAAACUUUCAUUUUUUUAUUGUCCUAACUGAAUAAGGCUAAAUGAAUACUGUAAUUGAAAAUAUAUUUUAAAUCUUGUCAUGAGUUUUUAAAAAGACUAUUACAAAUUGUAUCAUUCCUGAUUACACAGAACUUUGUGGGUGGUUUUAAAUAAAUUUUAUACUUCUAUUUUGCA